AAUCUGGGCGGAGAUUAUCUUCAAAAUGGCGGACGCCGUGACCAAAGUAUACCGAUCACUGCCUUCGGAUUCACUGGUUUACCUGAAAACUCUCAGUAAAUCGGUAUGUUUGUUACUGGUUUUGUGUGUCCUGCUGGGCAGCUCGUCCGCCGACAAUGUGUACGAGAUGGAGGAGUUCCUGAAGCGGGAGUACUCGCUGACCAAGCCCUACCAAGGGCUGGGUUCCUCAAGUUCGUCUCACUGGGACCUGAUGGGAAACGCCAUGGUGACCCCAGACCACGUGAGGUUGACCCCUGACCUGCAGAGCCGACAGGGAGCGGUUUGGAGUCGAAUCCCCUGCUACCUCAGGGACUGGGAGCUACAGGUGCAGUUCAAGGUCCACGGCGAGGGGAAGAAGAACUUCCAUGGCGACGGUGUGGCCUUCUGGCUCACCAAAGAGCGCAUGCAGAAUGGCCCGGUGUUCGGCAACAUGAACCAUUUCACCGGACUGGGGGUCUUUGUGGACACGUACACCAACGAGGACAAGAACCGCGAGAAGAGACAGACAGGAACUCAGCGCGUGUACCCGUAUGUGUCGGCCAUGCUGGGCAACGGGACGCUGAGCUACGACCACGAGCGCGACGGGCGGCCCACCGAGAUUGGCGGCUGCACGGCCAUGGUGCGCAACGUGAACCACGACACCUUCCUGCUCAUCAGAUACAUCAGGAGCCGGCUCACGAUCAUGACGGACGUGGACGGCCACCGCGAAUGGCGGGACUGUGCGGACAUCUCGGGCGUGCGGCUGCCCCUGGGCUUCUACUUUGGGGCGACGUCCAUCACCGGAGAUCUCUCAGACAACCAUGACCUGAUCUCCAUGAAACUGUACGAGCUGACGGUGGACAAGACGAAGGAGGAGCUGGAGCAGGAGGAAGAGGAGGAGGUGACCGUCCCCAGAGUGGACAACAUGCAGCAGUUCAUAGUGGUGGAGCCGGAGGAGGGGCUGAGCGGCGUGCAGUAUGCGGUGACGGCGUUGUUCUCCCUGAUGGGCCUGGGGGUGCUAGCGGCCAUCGGCCUCAUGGCCUACGGACGCUGGAAGGAGAAGAGCCGCAAGAGAUUCUACUGAACACACACUUGCACAUUAUCACAGACAAACAGACACACGCAGUCAUAUAAUCACACACACACACACACACACACACACGCAUAAACACACUGACACACUCGCACAUAAUCACAUACACACAAUCAUAUAAUCACUGACACACUCGCACAUAAUCAAACACACACUCCCACACAUAAACAUGCACACUCGCACAUAAACACGCACACUCACACACACACCCAUUCACACUCGCACACACAAUCAGUCGGUUUCAGGCUCAGACGCGCACACAUUGUCACACACACACACUCGCAUGCACGUACACAUACACACACACAGACAAUGACUGUACACCACUAUGGUCGGGGAGGGGGGGGGGGGGGGGGGGGGGGAGUGGGGGAGUGAUGAGUGAGGGGGAGAGUUGGAAAGGGAGAUGGGGAGGGGGGGGGGGGGGAGCAGCAGGAGGUUCCAUGGGAGGGAGGGAGGGAGGGAGGGGGAGAGAGAGAGAUACUGUUAGCUACUGUGAAUAAUGACCUGUAAGCAUCUCAUUGGACGUAGCCAUAUUUGCACUGAGGCCAUAAACCGCCCGGUAUAGCGCACGCUAUGCACACAAAUAAUACUAAUAUCACAACAAUGAUUCCAGCACUUAACAACAGUGGAGAGGCUGGGGGCUUGGGACGAGCCAGAGCUCUCCACUGCCACUAGGGAGUGACGGCGGUGCGGGCGGGUUCCAUUGCUAGUGCCUACGGCGGUCUACUGACUCGUCUUACUGCACAGGUCGUGUUCGGUCGAACAUGGGGAUGUUUCGCCACGCUCCCUGGGCUGCUCAUCGGGUACUUCGGAGGAAGGUUGAAGUCGUCUUUGGGAAGUUUUGGACCAACAAGACUUUGACUCUGAAGACAAACCUUUCUUGUUCCUGUUUUGAAAUUGUUGUACUUGUGAGGAGCUGUGGUGAUGAGUUUGACCUGUGGUAAUGAAUAAAAUGUGUUUUAUGCCCCUUAUGGGCAGUGCCUUAAUCAAGAUCUGUCUUCAUUGAGUGGAAUACUUAAAUAUUCCAUUAAGACUUUACUAAGGCAAAGGCUUUUUCUUUAUCCCUCCAUUAUUUUUUUUUUUUUUUCCAGAUAAUGGGAGUCAACAAACUUUAGUUUUCACUUAAAUUUUUUUUUUUUAAAUGAAAAGAUGUUAACAUCUAGCUGUGUCCAAUAUUAGUGUUUGUGGACAUGUCUGCAUUGUGUCUACAUGUGUUGGCGUCAAGACAUCAGGGUCAAACUGGAUCUCACUAGAAGUUGGAUGGGUUAUGUUUAUGUGGAACAUCUUUCCGGUUAUGGUUCUUUCAUGGCGGUCUGAAACUCAAUCCAUAACUGCGCCAUUUCGAGACGGAAAGAUACAAUGUGAUUAAAAAAAAGUGACUAAAAACAAAAAAAAAAUCUAAAUGGUUUUUGAGGCAGCACUUAUGAUCAAAUACAAAAUGGAAAUGUAUGUAUUGCAAUCAAACCUUUAUUGUAGCCGAUCAGCAAUGACGUUAUCUGGGACGUUUGUGUUCACUUUUCUAGCUGUUAUCCAGUGAGACCGGCUGCAGUCUGCCUGGAGAAGCACUCAUUUUAUUCAUUGGUUUUUUGUUGUAAUUUCCUGUUGAUUUCCUGUUUAGUGUAAUAGUUUACAUACUUAACAAAUCGCCAUCUACAAUCUCCUUUUAUUCCCAGACUUGUUACUAUGAGUCAGAACAGUCGGUGAAUCAUCACCCACGUUGUGUAAUUGUACAACAGAUUAUUGGUAAUAAGGUCAUGGCAGUGAAUGUGUUCAUGCUGCUUAGGUCCAUGUUUUUUUUAUCUGUUAGUAUCAUCUUUGGGCCAACCAAAGUGAAAACAAGAACUUUUCAUGCUGGGAUUACAAUAAAAGUCACUAGGGUGAA
Molecule: messenger RNA, 2993 nt
Organism: Gadus macrocephalus (Pacific cod)
Lineage: Eukaryota; Metazoa; Chordata; Actinopteri; Gadiformes; Gadidae
Gene: lman2lb
Product: lectin, mannose-binding 2-like b
Exons: 9
Coding region: 26-1102 (358 amino acids)
Biological process (GO): endoplasmic reticulum to Golgi vesicle-mediated transport; endoplasmic reticulum organization; Golgi organization
Cellular component (GO): Golgi membrane; COPII-coated ER to Golgi transport vesicle; endoplasmic reticulum-Golgi intermediate compartment
Molecular function (GO): D-mannose binding
Source: RefSeq, a predicted model, not a curated record